CCACACCAAAUCGCGUUGCAGCGUAGCAGCAAGGGAGACGCGGGGAAAGUGCUAAGAUUAUACAACACACCAACAGUCACAAAACGACAAAACGAGUAAAUGAAAGCAACAGCAAGAAACAAAAAAAAAGGUGCAAAUGGACCAUUUAUGGGGGGCAAAUGGGCAAAGUAUGUAAAAGGCCGGUUUUAGGCUCUUUUCUCAUCCAUAUUCAGUGUGCCCCCGGUUUUGGGGAGGAGGGGGGUUGGUAUCAACGAAACAAGCGCUCUAUUGCAUCAUUCAAAAGCCGGGUUCGGUACAUCCAAACACAGCGCACUUGACCGGUAUCGCCACGCGUGCCUAACCAGGCCGACAAACUCGUAAUCUUCUUACGAAAAAAUGGGAUCGAUUUAACACAGCUCUGUAAUCAAUCCGUCAGCGGCCGGCCGGAUUUGGUCGUGCAGGCGGACAACAGACGGUCGUUUACCUCGGCUAAUAAGCUCUCUCUGACUUGGCAGCCCUAACCUUGACCAAAGGCGACCGCCGCACGACAGACAUGUGUGAGACAGAGUGUGUGCGUGGCAGGUAGAGUAGUGUAUUUUUUAAGAUAAUUUAGCAAACAAAAAUUGACAACCCACUGUCGAAAGUUAUGAAGCAAAAAUGGACAGAGAAUGCGGAGGGAAGGGAGGGCCACCAAUUGCCAUCAAACGGUGGGGGCGGCGGCGAUGGCGGUAACAACCAACGUUCGCGCGCUCUCGCCGUACGGUUGUGUUUGUUUUCCAUCGACGUGGUUCGGUACGACCGCUGGUCCCCUGCCCUGGAACACAGCACACAUUGGAGCGAAGAAACGUGAGGCGUGCAAAUGUGUGUUGUGUGUCUUGCUUCCCGGUCCCGGUCCCGGCCCCUGCCACACAGAGCAAGAUUAUUAUUGCUUCGCCACCGCCGCACGGGCGCACACCAGCAGAUCACAAGGUCACGGUCAACGCCGUACGUCGAAACUUCGUGAGCGUUUCAGACGGAGAAGCAGAGAGAGAGAGAGACUCAAAGAGAGUGCGUUUGAGAGGAGAGUGCCACAGUACUCACGCUUUGUUAGUCAACCGUGCCGGGGAGUAGUAGUGCACGGGCAAACCCCCCGCAGAGAGGGGAGUGUUAGUGAGAUAACAGCCCUAACAAAACGAGGGCCAAACACGAUCGGAGCGUGAGUUACCAUUCUCGUUAUAUUUUGGAGGUGGUCGUUGGGGGGGGGGGUGCAAAAAUUGUAAAUAAAGCCGUGAAGCAAGAACCGCCAGAACCGCGCUUCCGUGGUGUUUGGUGUUAGUGUGCGCAAUCAUCACCUUCGAAACUACACACCAACACAUUGCCAUUCUUCCUAAUUAGCACCUGAGGGCAAUACAUUUGGACCAUUGGCCUUUACAGCGGACCGUGCCGUGGCUGCGUGGGUUUCUUAACGAAGAUAAAAAUAAAUAAUUCCCCUUUACAACCCCUUUACACUUCCCUUCUCGCUCGCUCUAAACAACAACAAACUGCUCGAAUACCACCCCACCGGUCGCGGGCGGUAUGGGGGGGGGGCAGAAGGCGCAACAGUCACAACAACGAGAAGCUCGAAAUUUGUGGGGAAAAUCUGCUCACUUUUACGGUAACUCAUUUUCCCGAGAGCGUGUGAGAGAAAGAGAGAGAGAGAGAGUGAGAGAGGUAAAUAUUCUCUCUCGCUCUCUCAGCGCGAGUGUGAAAAACUCAUCAUCCAGCAGCCCAAAAACCGUAUCCCAGUUUCCCGUGUUGCCACUGUACGUGUGUGUGUGUGUGCGUGUCCUGGCUCUGGAUUGUUCGACCCGAGUCGUCCGCACCUGGUGCAGUGUGGGUCAGUCGAACAGCAUGUCCACAGCGAAAAGGACGACGGCGUUAACGACAAACAAGCCGACGACAGCCAGCACCACCACCACCCCAACCGGCCAGUGCGGCAACAUUUUCACUCCGCCACCGUUCGGACGGACGGACACGGCCGACAAAAACAAGCCGAAACCCAACCCGGAUGAGCAGUGAUAGCGGGUUUAGCCGCGAGGCGAGUGGCGCACACUGCUCACAGACGCAAACAAACCGUGUCCUGCUGUUCCUUUAGAAAUCCCGCACCAAUUCAUCCUUUCCCCAAUCCAAGCAGCCCGUGCAAAAACGCGUGCGUGUGCCUGUGUGUGUGGUGCUCUGGUGUAGAAGUGUGUGAACAUGUUUACCCAACCUGCACAGUAACAAGCAGACCAGCCGGACGGACGGACGUACAGAGAGCUCUUACACAACGCGAACGGCGAGCAGACGGAGACGCGGGGGUGGUGGGCAGCAGGUGGUGCCAGAUACACCGAAGUGAAGACGACGACGACGAGGAACAGGAUGGAUUUCACGCCGCUACCGUCGGAGCUGGAGGAGCUGAUCCUGUGCAGCUGCUGCCAUCUGCCGUUCAACGAGACGGACGCACUGCCGAAGCUGUUCUCCUGCCGGCACUACUUCUGCCUCAAGUGCGUCAACCAGGUGCUGCUGAAGGGCAACGAGCUGUACUGCGUGCACUGCUGGAAGCGGACGGAGCUGACCGGGCCCGACAUGAAGCCGGACGCGCUGCCGACGCACAACGCGAUCCUCUACCUGUCGCAGAACCUGAGCAUGAUCUCGAGCGGCAGCAGCAGUAGCAGCGUGACGGCUGCCAACAAAAAGCCACCGGACAAGCCGAACGGUGGCGGCGGUGGUGGUGGAGGUGAGGGCUCCUCGAGCACCUCGUCGGGCACGAGCAAUGGUGGUGGUGGCACAGCGAUCGUGGUGGCUGGCGGAGUGCCCUCACCGACAAGCUCGACAGCGGCGGCGGCGGCGGCGGUGGUGCCUGCGACGCCACCGGGCAACGGUGCCGGACCGAGCGGUAUCAGUGUGAUUGUGGGGGGUGCGGGAAACGCUGGCGGCAACACUAGCAGCAGCAGUAGCAGCGUGGCCAGUGGCAUCAGUGCUGUGGCGGUGACGGCGGGCAGCAGCGGCGCGGCCAACGGGUCCGUCAUGACGGGCGUGGUCGGGGUGCCGCCACCCUCGAACGGUAGUGCGGCGGGCGUGAUCGGUAGUGGUGCGGGCGGGCUCGUAAGCGGUAUCGGGCUCGGUGUCGGUGGGACGGUGGUGAGCGCGAUCGGGUCGGGCAAGUAUCGGAGCAAGGGCGAGAACUGUCUGACGCACGCGAUGCCGAACGCGCUCUGGUGCCUGAAGUGCAGUGCCGCCCUGUGCCGGGGUUGCGCGAGCGGCGACGAACAUCGGCAGCAUCCGGUGAAGACGCAGGCGGAGGCGCGCGACCACAUCCGGACGGACAUUGCGUCGGAUCUGCUGCUGAUGCAGAAGUCGCUCGCCGAGCUGCAGCACUUCGUGUUCAAGCAGCGCGACUUCCUGCUCAAGAUACUGGAGGCGUGCACCGCGCUCAAGACGCAGGUCGAGACGGAGCUGAUCAACCAUCUGCCCACGUUCGAGGUGGCCGAGAUACGCAGCAACCUGACGAAGGCGAAGCUGUACCUCGGCAUGCUCGACCAGCAGUCGCCGGCGGAGGCGUACAAGCUGUACGCGAACCUGCACAUCGAGAAGCAGCGGCUGCAGUCCAAGUACCAGGAGAUGCUGCUCCAGUGCAAGCUGGACGAUCUGAUCCAGCACUACGGCGUGCUGUUCGAUUUCGACCUGAUCAAGCAGGCGCUGUCCAACCUGAACGCGAUCGAUCCGCUCUCGUUCGGCAAUGGGGGGGCGAUGGGCGGUUCGUCCUCGGCCGCGAUCAACGGCCACCACAACUCGAUACUGCUGCUUGCGAACUACUGCAUCUCGCAGCUGUACUCGCGCCACGUCCUCACCACCAAACAUCAUCCCUCGCAGCAGCAGCAACAGCAGCAGCAGCAGCAACAGCAACAUCAGCAACAUCAGCAGCAGCAACUCUCGUCACAGCUUGGCGGUGGUCCGCUGGAAGGUGUCACACUCGGCGGUGGACACCAUUACGUCCAUCAGCAGUCACCGAGUCACGUGAGCAUGAACCAUCUGCAUCACCACGUCGCCCAGCAGCUUCACCAUCACCAGCAGCAGCAACAACACCAUCAGCAGCAUCAACUGGCCGGGUCCGGCACAUACGCCAGCCAGCUGCACGACAUGGCCUCGGCCAUCCUGAUCGCACCGCCCCAGGACCGCAUGGCGCCGGGCAGCGGGCGGACGGCGGGCGACGGGGCCGGCGGUUCCAGCUCGGCCCGCACGUCCGGUUCCGGCUCGGGCUAUCUGAGCGAGAUCCUGAACGGCAGCACGUCCGCCCUCCAGCAUCAGCAUGCAGCCGUCGCACUGCAGCAGCAGCAGCAGCAGCACCAACAUUCCUCGCAGCUCGCCUCCCCGGGCGGCCUGAUGUCGUCCUCGUCCUGCUCGAGCGUCGUGUCGCUCGUCCCGGCCGCACCGGCGUCGUCCGGCUCGUCCUCGAUCGUGGUCGGUGCGGGCAAGGGCGGCGGCGGCGGCGGCGGCCAAUCGCCAAGCUCGGCGGCUGCUGCAGCGGCGGCCGCGGCCGCCGUCGCCGCCACCCUGCUCUGCAAUCCGUCCGUGCACGUGUACCCGAUCUACUUCUUCAGCGUCGAGAUCAACGGCCAACCGUUCGGGCGCAUCCUGAUCGAGGUGCGGAACGACGUCGCGCCGAAGAUGGCGAAGAACUUUGGCGCCCUGUGCACGGGCGAGCUCGGCUUCGGCUACAAGGGCUGCAGCAUCUUCCAGUGCUGGGAGAACGAGAGCAUCAUUACCGGCGACUUCGAGCUGAACAAUGGGCGGGGCGGCCGGUCCGUGUUCGAGGAGGGCUUCUUCAUGCCGGACGACACGAAGAUACUGGCGAUCCGGGGGUCGGUCGGGAUGCGGCGCAGCCAGAAGCGCCACGACAACAUGGGGCUGGUCGGGUCGCAGUUCCGCAUCAUCCUGCGGGAGAUGCGCGGCUUCACCGGCAUCUUCGCGUUCGUGGUCGAGGGGCUGGACCUGGUGGAGAAGAUCAGCCAGGCGGGCGAUUCGGCCGGCAAGCCGCAAAGCACGGUGCUGAUCGCGAACUGUGGCAAGUGGCAGUAGGUGGUGAUGUAGACGACCCUUUAAGGUGUAACAACUACACGUGUUUUGUGUUGUUCCUCUGUCGAUAGCGAUUCGUUCUGUUACUUACAUUAGGGGUUGGGUGGGGUUUUUUGCUUUGUUCGGGGACGAUAGGGAGGGCAUGAAUAGUGAUAGUGCACAGUGCAAAUGGCCAAAGAGCAAAGCGUGUUGUGGAAGAAGUUCGUCGCUUCUAUUCCAUUGUUGAGUUUAUGUAGUGCGGAGCGCAAUGGGCGGAGGGUAGAGCAGGGACGCGUUGUUAGGAUAUAGGUAGCGUAAUUAUCAUUAUGUUUGUCCCCUUACGCCUCUCUGUCUGUCACAUAGACACACACACACACACUGAUCGUUUGACUAGUAUUGUUAAUUAGAUUCAUACUUCGUCGUUCCUUUCGGUUCGCCUUCCAAAGGCUUCCCACACCGUUUUUUGUUGGUAAUUUUUAACACUAGUUCACUAGUUCACGCACGGCAAAAAGCGAAGCGUGGGAGCAAUUUAACGGCGCACUACUAACGGUAACGGACCAAACACGUAAUGUCCCGGGGUCUUUUUUUUUGUUUCAUUUGGCGGUAGUAAGAUCGGCUUCUACUAGACUGAACGGCGCACCGCGCACACACGACGGCAGUAGGGUAGGUUAGGGGUCGGGUCGGGCAAGCGGCGGCACGGUAGCGAUUACUAACAAAACAUAGCAAACGAGCAAACUCGGAACCGGAUUAGACACGGAUAGGUGUAGCUUUUCCUUAGGAUAUAUGAGAGACGAUUACUAUUAUACUUCACCGCUCGAUAGGGGAGCAACAGCGACUCCUGCUUAGCAACGGAAGAGCGCGCCACACACGUAGCAGCGAGUCGUUGUCGUUGCUUGCGAACACAUGUACAACUUUCUAGAGACGACAAGAUCGUGAUCGUGAUGGAAGAGCGUAUACACUGGGGGGGGGGGGGGGGGGGGGUCCCGCCGAUUAUCGAACACAAGUCACGGGGCAGGGAUAUCACGAAGAGUAGGUCGCUACUAAUUGAUACACACACAACACAACUAGGGGUAGGUUACACUGGAUAGGAGGAAAGCAAAGGUGGUGGAUUUUCGCUUCACAAUUUCACCGAUGGAUAGGGACAGUGCACACGAGACAUAGACACGCGCACUCGCAUCGCAAGAUCUUCCGAGGGAAACGAAGAAGCCAUCUACAGCGAAAUGAAGCUGUUAGGAUCGUGCACUUACACACGUGCAUCCGUAUGUAUCGACACAAACACACACACCUGAUCCAACGGUAACGAUAACACUGGGCGCGGGGAAGGGAAGGGGAAAGCAAACGCCAAUGAACACAAUUUUAAUGAUGCAGCGAUGCACACGCCUCGUAUUUCAAGUGCGUUAAAUAUGCUAACAACAUAAUGUGUUAAAAACAAUGGAGACAAAACAGAAGAAUAGUAUAAAUGAAGCGAAAGAAUAUAAAACAAAACAAUACAACACAACACACACCCACGAGGAGCAAAUCAACACAAGCACAGAAGCAAAUCACACAAGUUAAACAAAAAAAAAGCAUGAAACCACGAAAAAAGGGAAUAAAUCAUGAACGUAAAGAAAGUACAAUGCAUUGUAUUAACUGUUAAAUGUUAGGUGAAAACUCGUAAAAA
Messenger RNA from Anopheles coluzzii, 6691 nucleotides. RefSeq lists its product as uncharacterized. Gene Ontology annotation, molecular function: zinc ion binding; peptidyl-prolyl cis-trans isomerase activity. Bases 2356 to 5055 code for a protein of 899 amino acids. Lineage: Eukaryota; Metazoa; Arthropoda; Insecta; Diptera; Culicidae. Gene Ontology annotation, biological process: protein peptidyl-prolyl isomerization. The record is from RefSeq and is a predicted model, not a curated record. The transcript has 2 exons.